Geodia barretti is the source of this 1286-nucleotide messenger RNA. Lineage: Eukaryota; Metazoa; Porifera; Demospongiae; Tetractinellida; Geodiidae. The record is from the annotation of a GenBank genome assembly.
GCAUUACCCAAUAUCAUCGACGUUCCAGAAGCUUUCGUGUGGAUGGGUAAAGGUCCAGACGCUUGGCAAGCCAAUGCAGUUGAAAUGACCCCGACACAGGAUGGCAAAGACCAUGUGCCGAGUCUGAAAAAGUAUAACACCUCUUAUCCGUUCCAUCUUGAGGAUUACGAAAAAAGCCCCUGGGAGUUAGAGAUCGCGCUUGCUGAGAAUGAUGAUCAAGAUCCGCGGGUUGAACCGGCUGUGCUAUACAACGAAGACACCGGCGGCCGCCUCGGCAUCUUCGUCCAGACCUAUGUGGUGAUGUCCCACAUCCGGGUGUUUCGUGGGGCGAGAUUAUGGGUGAAUUCAUCGUUAACUACUAUCUACCAGAGGUUUUAUCGGUUGAACCGACCGAUAAAUAACAACGACUUGGGGAAAACUGAAGUCCCCAGAAUAGCAGUCAGCUAUCAGCAGUCAGCAGUCAGAGAAGAAGCAGUCAACGUUUCCGAUUGCUGACAGCCGAUUGCUGAUAGCCAUUAAAAAAUUGGAGGAAAAGUGGGGUAUCGCGCUUAAUAGCAUCGCAAGCAAGCGUUUCUGACGAUACCUUCGCACGAAUAAAUUAUGAAGAAAUUAGCAUACUUUUUGGUGGCUGUCACAUUUUUGAUGAGUUGUGUGCUCGCGUAUGCAGCCGAUCCAGAAAAAGAUUUACUUAUCUAUUUACCUUUUGAUGAAGGGCAGGGUAACAAGGCGGAAGAUGUUUCGCCUAAUGGAUUUGUUGGUGAUGUGAAAAACGCGAAAUGGGUAGAAGGUGUCGUUGGUCAGGCACUCCAUUUUAAGGGUGGAAGUGUCAACUUUGAUCCACUCAAAAUUGAUCAGCCGAAGGAGAUGACGAUCGAAUUUUGGUUCAAACCGGACGAUAAAAUUGAGGGUGGUAACCGCAUUGAUUUGCUCUAUCGUUUGAAUGGUGGCGGACGACCCCAUAUUACAUUCAACCGUGGUGGCGUGUUAUUUGGGUUCUACUUUGCGACGCUGGGUGUAGAAUUAGAGGCAGUCACGAACUAUGACGCAUUUGAACCGGAAUGGUACUAUUCGUCGGAUCGCAGAGCAAGAAGACAGCGUGGCUGUAUAUUAACGGAGAGCUUGAUUCCGAAGCAGAAGCCGGUGGGGAUGCACGCAUGGAUUUCGGUACCGAAGGUAUGUGUAUCGCAGCGAGUCAGGGUAACGCCAACUUCUUCAACGGUAUGAUUGAUGAAUUUAAGAUUUGGAGUGUUGCGUUCACUGCUGAGGAUGUCACAGAUAGUAUGGCG